This is a messenger RNA of Eurypyga helias (sunbittern), 1027 nucleotides long. It is a transcript of the gene TWIST2, whose product is annotated as twist family bHLH transcription factor 2. Gene Ontology annotation, biological process: regulation of transcription by RNA polymerase II; developmental process. The record is from RefSeq and is a predicted model, not a curated record. Gene Ontology annotation, molecular function: RNA polymerase II transcription regulatory region sequence-specific DNA binding; protein dimerization activity; DNA-binding transcription factor activity, RNA polymerase II-specific. Lineage: Eukaryota; Metazoa; Chordata; Aves; Eurypygiformes; Eurypygidae. The transcript is spliced from 2 exons. Bases 135 to 617 code for a protein of 160 amino acids.
AAAAAAAAAAGCCCUCCUGUUUUUUUCCAAAGGAUCUGUCUCAGGAAUUUAAAGCACAUUUAAGACACACACACACUCACAUAACAUAAGGAGGGGGGGAAAAGGUCUCUUCCCCUCCCCUUCUUGCAGAAAGCAUGGAAGAAAGCUCCAGUUCUCCUGUUUCCCCUGUGGAUAGCUUGGGGACCAGUGAAGAGGAGCUGGAAAGGCAGCCAAAGAGAUUUGGCAGGAAGAGAAGAUACAGUAAGAAGUCCAGCGAAGAUGGCAGCCCCAACCCAGGGAAGAGGGGGAAAAAGUCCAGUCCCAGCUCCCAGUCUUAUGAAGAACUGCAGAGCCAGAGGAUCCUGGCCAAUGUCAGAGAGAGGCAGAGGACUCAGUCGCUCAAUGAAGCUUUUGCCGCCCUGAGGAAAAUCAUCCCCACUUUGCCCUCUGACAAACUCAGUAAAAUCCAGACCCUCAAGCUGGCGGCACGGUAUAUAGACUUCCUCUACCAGGUGUUACAGAGCGACGAGAUGGACAGUAAGAUGACGAGCUGCAGUUACGUGGCUCACGAGAGGCUGAGUUAUGCCUUCUCCGUAUGGAGGAUGGAGGGAGCAUGGUCCAUGUCGGCCUCCCACUAGCCACCGCCCGGGCCAGGCGAGCCCAGCUGCCGAAGGACUGUCCAGUGUCUGAGACUGAAGUGGAAUUGGGAUGUAUCCAAGUUUGUAGCUUCUGAAACCUUAACAACCUCAAGUAAAACUGGUCCAAAAGACCCCUCUUGACCUCCCUCGCUCUGAACUCUUGUGGAGCACUUAGACUGAGCAGAAACCAGCACCGAAGCUAACGGUCUGAAGCUUUGCAACAUCUCUCCCCAAGCGACUGACCAAAGAGAAAAGAGAAGCAACAUUCCUGGUUGUUUGCUGUUGUUGGGUUUUGUGUCUGUCUGUGCGUUUGGUUUUAUCUCUAAUUUUUUUUUUGUUCUGAAAAAAAAUUUUAAUUCAGGAAUUCAUUUAUGAGAAAUCUUUGGGUUCGGAUUUUACUUCCCCUUAGC